This is a messenger RNA of Cyprinodon variegatus (sheepshead minnow), 3734 nucleotides long. It is a transcript of the gene cep85, whose product is annotated as centrosomal protein 85kDa. Bases 130 to 2457 code for a protein of 775 amino acids. The record is from RefSeq and is a predicted model, not a curated record. The transcript is spliced from 13 exons. NCBI's taxonomy places the organism in Eukaryota, Metazoa, Chordata, Actinopteri, Cyprinodontiformes, Cyprinodontidae. Gene Ontology annotation, cellular component: centrosome.
UCCGUCCGUUGGCUAGCGGAGCAACGGGCAGCAGCAGUGGAUGGUCCAGAUUCGGCAUCAGCUAGGAGCCUUUAUCCGAGAUUUACUCAUGCAAUUUGUCAUCACGUAGAGUUUGGUCAGCCCGCUGACAUGGAGUGGCAGACGCCAGCUGUUUCAGAGAAGUUCCAAAGCCGUUUUGGCCGCCGACCUGGAACAUCAGACAGCGGGGACACUGGGAUCGGCACUUCAGCGUCUGACAGCACGGAAGAUUUCUGCAGUGUUAGCAGCAGCCCCUCUUUCCAGCCCAUCCGCAGUCAGAUUCCCAUCCCCACUGCACAUGUCAUGCCAUCCACAGCCGGCGCUUCGGCCUCAAAGUCCCGCUCAUUUGGCCAGGAGGACCCUUUGUCCUCAACUGAUGGACACAGGUCAUCGUCUGGUUCAAGAACCCCGAGUGGCUCCACAUCAAAGUCUUCCUCACUCUCCAAAUCGGCCUCUUCACCCAAUUUGGAUGCUCAGCCCAUUUCAGGAGCCGAUCAUGUGGGACCCAGACCAGACUGCCUAAGCCGCUACCGCAGCCUGGUCAACGGACUGGACCACUCACUUUUCCCCACAGAUCACACAAGGCUUGAUGACGGACAGAGGUUUGACACACCUGCUGUGGAGCCUACUCUGAAUCAGUCAGCCCUGCUAGGAGGGUUAUGUCCUGAUGUCAGGCUCCGAUUACAGGCAACUGGGAUUAGAGACCAUCCAGACUGUGUAUCUGAGGCUUACAGGGGAGCUAUGGAUCAGAGCUACAAGGUACUGCCUGAAGCAAGACCCGGCCUCUCUGGAAUCACUGAAAGCUCUAGUCAGAGGGGUAGUCAGCCCGGUGCUGCUGGAUCCGCUGGGAGCUUUUCAACCCCGCUCAGUCUGCAGACUCAGGCUCUGCUGAGGGAGCAUACUAGUCCCAAAAGUUACGAUCCACUGAGGCAGGACAGAUGUAGUGAACUUUCUAGCUGGCAGCAAAAACAGCAGCUGGAGACUUUACGCCUACAAGUGGAACAAAUGCAGUUAAUGAAUGCUGGAGUGAGUCAAUACCCGUCCCUGUAUUCCACCCCGCUGCACUCAGACUCAGGCAAGUGGGAUGCUCUGGUUAAAGCCAGCGAGAGUCUGCUCAAGGAGAAGGAGCUUAUCAUUGAGAGACAAAAGCAACAAAUGGCCCAGCUGGAACAGCGCCUAAGGGAAAGUGAACUUCAAGUUCACGGAGCCCUGCUGGGUCAAAGGGCUUCUUACAGUGAUAUGUUUGUUCUGCGUCUUCAGGAGGCUCAGAGGGAGAACGCGUUCCUCCGAGCUCAGUUUGCUGAACGCACCGACUGCGCUGCCCUGGAGAAAGCAGAGGCAGAGCGAAGGCUCGGUGCAGUCGAAGCAGAGACACGCCGACUGACGGAGAGUUUAAAGGAAGCCUGUGAGAGGCAUGCAGAGGAAAUGAAGAAACAGGAAGAGAGGAUCCGCAGUCGAGACAAACACAUAAACAACCUCAAGAAGAAAUGUCAAAAGGAGACAGAACUAAAGAGGGAGAACCAGCAGCGUAUUGAAACCUUAGAGCGCUACCUAGCUGACCUGCCCACCUUGGAGGAUUACCAGACUCAGAAUAAGCAGCUUGUUGAAGCAGAGCAGCAGACGGCUCAGCUACAAGAAAAAGUGAAAGAACUAGAGGCCACUUUGGAGAAAACCCACUCACAACUUCAAGAGAAAGAUGCUCUGCUGGAGGAGCAGAAACGCAGGGAGAGAGACCUGCUGACAACCAUUACGGAUAUGCAGCAGCGUGUGCAGCAGGGCCUCGAGGACGGAGCCAGACUCCCAUGUCUGGAUAUCGAGAAGCUUAGAGGAGAGAACAACGCUUUAAGAGAGGAGCAGCAGAGACUCAAAAAGGUUAUUGAGAAGCAACACCGAAUGAUGGAACAGCUUGGAUCUCAAAUUCAGGCUUUAGAGGAGCAGAUCUCUCAAGAGGAAAGCAGCUCUCAGGCUCUAAGAGAGGAGGUGCUUGCCAAAGAUCAGAACGUCUUAGAGCUCCACACAGCCAUGAAGGAGCUGUCAGCCCAAAACCAGGAACUGCUGGAGCAGAAUCUGACGCUGCAGGAGCAGAUGAGUGACCCAGAACAGAGGAUCUCUAACCAGGCCUCCUCCGGCCUACAGCCAGCAGGGGCCCAUCUCACACAACGGUUGCAUGUUGAGAUCGCCUCAUGUCUCAGCGACCUGCGCUCCCUUUGCAGCAUCCUGACCCAGCGGGCCCGGGGACAAGACCCCAACCUCUCUCUGCUGCUUGGUCUCACUUCUCCACCAACAGUUUCAGAGCAGGACGAGGACUGGAUGGAACCAGACGUGUUACAGAAGAAGCUGGUGGAAGCCCAACAGCUCCGCCGGGAUGUUGAGGAACUGCGUAAUGUGAUUCUGGAUCGUUACGCGCAGGACAUGGGGGAAAACUGCAUAACACAAUAACAGUGACUUCUCCCUAAUGGAGGGAAGUCAUUUUGUUUCAUCUCUGGCAUCUCAAAGGCUUGUUGCCUGGUUACUGAAUGUUUGAAUAAAGCUUGUGUUUUCCUUUCUCUAAGGACAAACCAAAACGGUUUAAGUUUCUCUCACCCGACUGAACAUGGAGCCCCAAGACUCUGUAGCUCUGAUCCAUCCCCUCUUCACAGUUUGUUCAUUUCAGUCCAAGGGCUAAUGGGGAAUAACUUACCUCUACUACUUGAUCCUGUAAACAUCGUGUCUGCGUGUGUUUGAGUUUGACAUUGUAUUAUCGGUUACCAAAUAGUCUUAUUCUUUGUUCUACUCGAGUAUAUAGCGCUUUUAGAAGUCCCACAAGUCUAAUUUAUUUCAAUCUUCAUUUCCCUGUUUUGGGGGAAUUACUACUUUUUGUUUUUAGUGGUUGACAAUCAACUGGACAUAUUUUUAACUUGUGUUUUUAACUGAAUUAACAAAGAAUUGUUACCAACUCAUCAUUUUUUUCUAACGGUGAACACUGUAAUGAUGGAUUGUGCUGUGAUGUAUACGAUGAAACAACUUCAAGGGUUUCAAACCAAAUCAGCUUCUCACACCAACAGGCCUACAGCAGUUUUCUAACCAAAGAGACUCCCAUGUCGGUGAACUCGCCUGUCUCCGCUCCUUCUGAUGUACACCAGUGUGUGCCUUUGUCCUGUUUGUGACUACAAUGCAAGGGUUGUUUGCAGCUGAUGUCUUCCAGUUGGACCUUCUUCUCAGAGUACCAACCAGUAGGAUAACCGAUACAUUCCCUGACUCUGAAUGUAGAAAACAGUGGGACACUCUGACUCUUUCUUCAUUAUUACUAUAUGACAUAAAAGCUGUUAGUUUGGCCAAGCUUAUAGGAUUUGCUCUGUUUAUGACUGACUUGCAUUUUUACAGAAUAGUUGACUGAUAAAUGACUAAGGAACAGUAUUAAUACUCUGUAUUAAUUAUUAUUUUUGCUUUUGAUAACUGUGUGAAUGAUGUUUGGGUCUGCCUAAUCUGUUCAUGUAAUAUGUUCAUGUUUGAAAGAAAUUGUAAAGGUCCCAUGGAGUGUCGGUGUUCUGGUCACUUGUAAUAGGAUGUAGACAUGGGAGCAGGUUCUCCUACCAGUUCUUUGUAAUCGUUAGAAGGGAUGACCGGAUCAACCCCCAAAUCACAUUACGUAACCGGUAAGCCAUUUAGGAAUAACUCGACACUUUACAGGAGGUGAAAGGGAUUUUUAGAAAUACAAAUAUGCAACAAAAAAAAAA